Lachancea meyersii CBS 8951 is the source of this 450-nucleotide messenger RNA. The record is from the annotation of a GenBank genome assembly. Lineage: Eukaryota; Fungi; Ascomycota; Saccharomycetes; Saccharomycetales; Saccharomycetaceae.
AUGUCGAAACCUCUGAGAAAUGUCUUGGUCAAACUUAUAGUUGGUGCGGGACAAGCCGCUCCUUCUCCUCCAGUUGGUCCAGCUUUGGGUUCCAAAGGUAUAAAAGCCAUUGACUUUUGUAAGGAGUUCAAUGCGCGUACAUCUACUUACCAACCUGGAACGCCAGUGCCAGUAUACAUAACUAUCAAACCAGAUCGCUCAUUUAGUUUUGAAAUGAAGUCUCCUCCAACUGGUUACCUGUUAUUAAAAAGCUUGGGCAAAGAAAAGGGCAUGAGUCAGCCCAAUAUUAAGAGCACAGCGGGAACUUUAGGAGAACUAUCGCUCAAACACAUCUACGAAAUCGCAAAGAUCAAAAAGAGCGAUGGUAGACACGCCAGCAUGGAGAUGGAAAGUAUAGUCAAGUCUGUGAUUGGUGUCGCCAAGAGCAUGGGUAUCAGCGUGGUACCGUAA